Pichia kudriavzevii is the source of this 1131-nucleotide messenger RNA. RefSeq lists its product as uncharacterized. Gene Ontology annotation, biological process: cell wall mannoprotein biosynthetic process; protein O-linked glycosylation; protein N-linked glycosylation. Gene Ontology annotation, cellular component: membrane; Golgi apparatus. NCBI's taxonomy places the organism in Eukaryota, Fungi, Ascomycota, Pichiomycetes, Pichiales, Pichiaceae. The record is from RefSeq and is a predicted model, not a curated record. Gene Ontology annotation, molecular function: alpha-1,2-mannosyltransferase activity. The coding region runs from base 1 to 1131 and encodes 376 amino acids. The transcript has a single exon.
AUGCAUUUUUUCCCAAGCCACAGGGGAACUUCUCUAUUUGAACCUUCUUUGGUUUGGCUUUACCUGUUAUUAUUGGUGGGUUGCUCUGGUUCGGUGGGUGCACGGGACGUACGCGUUCCCGACUCUCCACAGGGGAGGACAAAUUCCACUCUUUACACGCUGUGCAGGAAUUCUGAUCUCAAUGAAAUGGUGGACACAAUUGUCAACUAUGAGGCAAGGUUUAACAAGAACUACCAUUAUGAUUGGGUUUUCUUAAACGACGAGCCCUUUUCAGAAGAUUUCAAAACCAUGGUUACCAAGGCAGUCUCCGGAGCUGCAAAAUUCGGAACUAUUCCCAAACACGUCUGGUCCACACCGAGUCACAUUGAUGUUUCCCUUAUGGACUUCAACAUCAAUAGUGUACUGAACGACCCAGAGGGCGCUUACCCUUAUGCAGAUUCGAAGAGUUACAGAAACAUGUGCAGGUUUGAGUCGGGAUACUUCCAAUGGAGUGAGCUACUGAUGGAAUAUGACUAUUUCUGGAGAGUUGAACCAGGUGUUAAAUUAUACUGCGAUGUCAAUUACGAUAUUUUCAAGUACAUGAUAGACAACCAACACGAUUAUGGAUUUACCAUUUCAUUAUUAGAAUACCCGAAAACUAUUCCCUCCUUAUUCCCCUCCUUUUAUAAAGCUUUAGAAAACACAAAUCAAACAAAUCUCCUGAGCUCAGAUGACAACUACUCAAGAUUCUUUUAUGACGAUUCCAACCAUAGCUACAAUUUGUGUCAUUUCUGGACUAAUUUUGAAAUAGGAAAUUUGAAUGUUUUCAGGAGUGACGAAUACAUGAGACUCUUCAAAGAACUUGAAAAAAGAAAUGGAUUCUAUUACGAGAGAUGGGGCGAUGCACCCGUACGUACAUUGAUACUGUCCACAAUUCUCAAGCAUCCUGCCAUCAAGAGGUUUGCAGAUAUAGGGUAUCAACACGACCCCUAUUUGCAAUGCCCCCAAGAUUUAGAAACUAGAGCAGAAAAUAGAUGUUCCUGUGAUCCAACUUUGGAUAUCACUAACAAUUGGUUUAGUUGCUCUUGGUACUUUGAUAGUCUCGUUGGUGAACAUCAACUCCGGCCCAAGAACGUGCCUUAUACAGCAUAA